UUUGUUUGGGUCGUAUUUCCGGGUGGCGGAGCGGCGUCGAGGUGCCACACGCUGCCAGCCGCCAACCGCGUCUUAUUUUCCCACUCUUCCGCGGUGCCUUGACCCCCUGCCAACUAUUCGGCGGCGGAGAUCGCAUUCUCGAAAGGUAGAAGGCAUCGAUAAUACGCACAUUCGAUUAAAAGAAGAGGGAGAGAAUCGCCAAAUAAUUUGAUCGAAGGGCGGACAAAGGCGCAGCGCCGGAACGCGAGCGGGAUGUAGCGAGCGAUGUGAGGCUCAGGAGACAGAGGGACGAAGGGAGAAUGCAACGCAAUUCUCCCUUUUUCAUGCGUAGUUUCCUCUUUGUGGACCCCCGCUCGCGCUGAAACUCGUACUAUGUCGUAGAGAGUGCCAAGACGAGGCCAAGAUGUGAGGCAAGAGACGAGGAGGAGGAGCUGGGAGGUGCAGAAGCGAGUGUUAUUGCGAAGGGGGGAGCGUCUAGGUGUCCGAGGCUCUUUGGACUUGUUUGGGGAAAUCAGCUGAUUGGAACGUGAACGUCAGAGCCCCUUCGCACGAGACGCUAAAAGGAAAAAAAGGCCUUUGUUUACAUUUUUUAUUCGGUUUAUAUCGUCUCCCCUCUCGUUUGAGUUUAAUUAUUGUCAUUGUUUUUAUUUGAUUUUGGGUUCUGUUGUCCGUAUGCCCAGUCCGUCAUGUCCCAGAACUUUCAAACGACGUACCAGCCCCUGGAUGGGGGGGACACCGAGGGAGUGCCUUUGGGGGAGGAGAGGGAGCGUGACGAUGACCUCUCCCCCGAUACCCACUCCAGCAUGGUGUUCCAUGUAGUGCCCAAGUCGAGCAAGUCAAGAUGGAACCACCUGGAAGACCUCGACUCCUUUUUCACGAGGGUCUACCAGUAUCACCAGAACCAUGGCCUCCUGUGCAUGAUGCUGCAGCAGUGCUUCGAGCUGGCGCAGUUUAUAUUUGUGAUAGUGUUCACCACGUUCCUCCUCACGUGCGUGGACUAUGAUAUCCUAUUCCGCAACAAGUUCCCUGCUAACUUCCACCCCAACAUUACGGACAAGAUCACCCUGCCAGAUGUCAUCCGCACUCACGACCAGUGCAUGGAGCACUACACCUGGAAGCUGGUGAUGGUGAUCCUACUGGCCUCAGUGUUCUGGUUCCUGCGCCUGGGACACGCAGGAUUCACCUUCUUCCAGUUCUGGGAGAUCAAACUCUUCUUCAACAAAGCCCUUGGCAUCCAGGACCAGGACCUCGGCAACAUCACGUGGGAAGAGGUGGAACAGCGCGUCAUGGAAGUACAGGU
This is a messenger RNA of Penaeus vannamei (Pacific white shrimp), 1300 nucleotides long. The record is from RefSeq and is a predicted model, not a curated record. Lineage: Eukaryota; Metazoa; Arthropoda; Malacostraca; Decapoda; Penaeidae.